GGCUUGUUCAUCUUGAAACCCCUCCCCUUUAAACGCUUUAUUUUUUUCUUUCUUUGAAUGCCCAACUUGGUUGAAUUUUCUACGAAGAAACCUGUGCCUGCGAACAAUAAAGAAAAGGUGCCUCUCUCAGACUCGGACCCUCUCUUCUCUCAUACACAUGCACGUGUAUAUAUAGGGAGGUUCCAUCUAAACCAGACCAUCAUCUCUCUCUGUUGCUUUCAUCUUAUUACAACCAACAUUGUCUUAGGUUUAUUCUUCUCUAUGUUUAUCUCUUGAAGAAAACGACUCAGCCAAUAAAUAUUUCCGCACCCACCAGACAAGAUUAGUCCCAAAGGAUUUCCUUUUCUAGCAAAAAGUUGUACUAAUCUACCCAGGGUGUUAAAAAGGUAGAAAAAUGAAGUUCGGAAAGGAGUUUUCGAGCCAAAUGGUGCCGGAAUGGCAAGAAGCUUACAUGAACUAUGAAUUUCUGAAAACCCUUUUGAAAGAUAUCCAAGAUUUCAGACACAAAAAUAUGCCUCCGGCAGCAGUGCCAACAGGGCUUAAGAGAAGGCCGACCCUUUACAGAUCUUUUAGUGGUCUGAUACACAGACAAUUCAGCACGCACCAGUAUUCGCCGACCACCAGCCCAGACAUCGAAAGCCAAGCUAUUCUGAUUAACUCAACUAGAGAAGAUGGCUCCCAUGGUUACCAUACCACCUUUCUCAGGACAGCAGAGCAAGGAGGAGAGUACGAGCUGGUAUAUUUCCGAAGGCUAGACGAGGAGUUCAACAAAGUCGACCGGUUUUAUAAGUCCAAAGUGGACGAAGUGAUGAAGGAAGCUUCAAUGCUCAACAAACAAAUGGAUGCUUUGAUUGCUUUCCGAAUUAAAGUUGAGAAUCCAACAGGCUGGUUUGACAGAUCUGUGGAGAUGACUCGUCUCGCUUCUGAUAUUGCUACUUCAACUGCUGUUUUGGCCGCCACCACUCCCAGUAACAUUCGAGCUAGCAGACGAGUUGAUUUCAUGGACAAAAUUGAAGAGGGAGGAUCAAACAACCAUGAGGAGCAAACUGAAGAAACUAAUGGAGAUGAUGAUAAAGAUGAGAUUGAGAAGACGAGCGAAAGUACUACUGAGAGCCAAACUGUGACCCAAAGUGUUGCAGUUCAGUUGCCAAGGAGUGAUAGGAGAACUAGACCAGCUCCAUUGGAAAUUCUUGAUCGUGUGACAAUGAAUCACACACAGGAGACUCCUCGUUCCACCAUUAAAAAAAUUCUUAAGGUUCCUAAGCAGACAGAGCUGACUUUUAACAGAGAAAAUCUUGCGAGAGUUGAAGAUCAACUUAAGAAAGCUUUCGUUGAGUUUUACCAGAAGCUUAGGCUUCUAAAGAGCUUUAGUUUCUUGAAUACCUUGGCAUUCUCAAAGAUCAUGAAGAAGUAUGAUAAGAUUACUUCAAGAGAUGCAUCUAAAGCUUACAUGAGAAUGGUGGACAACUCAUACCUGGGCAGCUCUGAUGACGUUACCAAGCUUAUGGAAAGGGUUGAAGCUACAUAUAUCAAGCAUUUCUCCAAUGCAAACCGUACUAAAGGCAUGUCCAUCUUAAGGCCAAAAGCAAAAAGAGAAACACAUAGAACAACAUUUUCGACUGGUUUCUUUGCUGGCUGUACUGCUGCUCUAAUACUAGCCCUUAUUUUGAUCAUCCGUGCUCGUAAUAUCAUGGAGGAACCAGGGAAAAAUCAGUACAUGGAAAACAUGUUUCCUUUGUACAUAUUAUUUGCGUUUAUUGUCAUGCAUAUGAUCAUGUAUGCUGCAAAUGUGUACUUUUGGAGGAAAUAUAAAGUCAACUACUCCUUCAUUUUUGGGUUCAAACAAGGAACAGAAUUGGGCUACAGAGAAGUUCUGCUUCCCAGUUUCAUUUUGUCUGCUUUAGCUCUCGGCAGUGUUCUUUCAAAUCUCGACAUGGAAAUGGACCCAAAAACAAAAGAUUACAAAGCUCUAACAGAGCUUCUCCCACUCUUGUUGCUUGUGUUAGUUACUGCGGUUAUGCUAUGUCCUUUUAACAUCGCAUAUCGAUCAAGUCGAUACUUUUUCCUCACCUGCUUGUUCCACGGACUCCUUGCUCCUCUGUACAAGGUUACACUACCCGAUUUCUUAUUGGCGGAUCAGUUAACGAGUCAGGUUCAAGCUUUAAGAAGUGUCCAAUUUUACAUUUGCUACUACGGUUGGGGUGACUACAAACACAGAGAAACAACUUGCAAAGACCACAGUGUAUACAAAAUUUUUCUUUUUCUUGUUGCUGCUGUCCCAUACAUGUCUCGCCUCCUUCAGUGCCUUCGUCGUUUGUUCGAAGAGAAGGACCCAAUGCAAGGUUACAAUGGCAUUAAGUACUUCUUGACAAUUGUUGCUGUAAGUGUCAGAACAGCGCAUAGUAUCAACCAUUCACUGAGCUGGAAAGUUGCGGCCUGGGUGUUCUCAAUCUCUGCGGCCGUUAUUUCAACUUACUGGGAUUUGGUCAUCGACUGGGGCCUUCUUCAGCGUAACUCUAAGAAUCGAUGGUUGAGAGACAAGCUUUUAGUCCCUUACAACAGUGUUUAUUUUGUUGCAAUUGGCAUGAAUGUGUUGCUUAGAUUUGCUUGGCUGCAAACUGUGCUCAAUUUCCAGGUCUCUUUCUUGCAUACACAGACCUUAAUAGCCAUUGUUGCAUUGCUUGAGAUCCUUCGCCGUGGUAUUUGGAAUUUCUUCAGAUUGGAGAAUGAGCAUUUGAACAAUGUGGGCAAGUACAGGGCAUUCAAAUCAGUGCCAUUACCAUUCAACUAUGAUGAAGAUGAGGACAAAGAUGAGUAGAGAGAAUUUGAUACGACGGAAAGGGAUGGGAGUUAGUAAAUUUCAAAUCUUCUGUGUCUAGCGUCUACAAAUGAGAGCCGAACACAUUGACUUCACUUUUCUCAUUAUACUUUUUCUUCCUUAAUGGACAUUAGUAACUCCAAUUACUAUUCUUUAAUUUUAUUUUUCUUAGUUGUAAAUGUAUAUUAUUAGCGUUCCAAAUAAAAAUUUUGUAUUUACCUUC
Molecule: messenger RNA, 3041 nt
Organism: Cannabis sativa
Lineage: Eukaryota; Viridiplantae; Streptophyta; Magnoliopsida; Rosales; Cannabaceae
Product: phosphate transporter PHO1 homolog 3-like
Exons: 12
Coding region: 395-2818 (807 amino acids)
Biological process (GO): phosphate ion transport; cellular response to phosphate starvation
Cellular component (GO): Golgi apparatus; plasma membrane; trans-Golgi network
Molecular function (GO): inositol hexakisphosphate binding
Source: RefSeq, a predicted model, not a curated record